Molecule: messenger RNA, 5639 nt
Organism: Mandrillus leucophaeus (drill)
Lineage: Eukaryota; Metazoa; Chordata; Mammalia; Primates; Cercopithecidae
Gene: AGRN
Product: agrin
Exons: 38
Coding region: 1-5187 (1728 amino acids)
Biological process (GO): G protein-coupled acetylcholine receptor signaling pathway; receptor clustering
Molecular function (GO): laminin binding; calcium ion binding
Source: RefSeq, a predicted model, not a curated record
AUGGAGGUGGACAAGGUGGCAGCUUCUUUCAGACUGGCCGGGGAGUGCGUGGGUCCCUGCCCCUGUGAGGGCCACCAGGUCGGCUGUAGGUUUUACCGCAGGCAGCCAUCAGAGCAGCUGCCCUCAGGGCCCCAGGAGCUGAGAAGGUGGAGGGAGAGGACUAAUGACACCCUACCCCCAUGUCCACCUCAGGUUCGGGUCUGGCGGUACUUGAAGGGCAAAGAGCUGGUGGCCCGGGAGAGCCUGCUGGACGGCGGCAACAAGGUGGUGAUCAGCGGCUUCGGAGACCCCCUCAUCUGUGACAACCAGGUGUCCACUGGGGACACCAGGAUCUUCUUUGUGAACCCUGCACCCCCAUACCUGUGGCCAGCCCACAAGAACGAGCUGAUGCUCAACUCCAGCCUCAUGCGGAUCACUCUGCGAAACCUGGAGGAGGUGGAGUUCUGUGUGGAAGAUAAACCUGGGAUCCACUUUACUCCAGUGCCUCCGACGCCUCCUGAUGAACGCUCCUGCGAGAUCCCAAAGGCUCCUCAGAGCGCCAGACUCCUCUUGGACUGUGGGGAGAGGAGACCGGUCUGCAUGGCCAAGAGCCUGCUCUCCGAGCACCUCCAUGCCCCUGCAGGCAGCCCAGCCCGGCUCAUCCUGGGGGAGGGCUCCGGCCAGUGCCAGGAUCGAGACCAGUGCCCGGAGCCCUGCCGCUUCAAUGCUGUGUGCCUGUCCCGCCGUGGCCGUCCCCGCUGCUCCUGUGACCGUGUCACCUGUGACGGGGCCUACAGGCCCGUGUGUGCCCAGGACGGGCACACGUAUGACAGUGAUUGCUGGCGCCAGCAGGCUGAGUGCCAGCAGCAGCGUGCCAUCCCCAGCAAGCACCAGGGCCCGUGUGGCCAGGCCCCGUCCCCGUGCCUCGGGGUGCAGUGUGCAUUUGGGGCAACGUGUGCUGUGAAGAACGGGCAGGCGGCGUGUGAAUGCCGGCAGGCGUGCUCCAGCCUCUACGAUCCUGUGUGCGGCAGCGACGGCAUCACAUACGGCAGCACGUGCGAGCUGGAGGCCACAGCCUGCACCCUCGGGCGGGGGAUCCGGGUGGCGCGCAAAGGACCCUGUGACCCCUGCGGGCAGUGCCGCUUUGGAGCCCUGUGUGAGGCCGAGACCGGGCGCUGCGUGUGCCCCUCUGAAUGCGUGGCUUUGGCCCAGCCCGUGUGUGGCUCCGAUGGGCACACGUACCCCAGCGAGUGCAUGCUGCAUGUGCACGCCUGCACACACCAAAUCAGCCUGCACGUGGCCUCGACUGGACCCUGCGAGACCUGUGGAGAUGCCGUGUGUGCUUUUGGGGCUGUGUGCUCGGCGGGGCAGUGUGUGUGUCCCCGGUGUGAGCACCCCCCGCCCGGCCCCGUGUGUGGCAGUGACGGUGUCACCUAUGGCAGUGCCUGCGAGCUACGGGAAGCCGCCUGCCAGCAGCAGACACAGAUCGAGGAGGCCCGGGCAGGGCCAUGCGAGCAGGCUGAGUGUGGCUCCGGAGGCUCUGGCUCUGGGGAGGACGGUGAUUGUGAGCAGGAGCUGUGCCGGCAGCGUGGUGGCAUCUGGGACGAGGACUCGGAGGACGGGCCGUGUGUCUGUGACUUCAGCUGCCAGAGUGUCCUGGGCAGCCCGGUGUGCGGCUCAGAUGGGGUCACCUAUAGCACCGAGUGUGAGCUGAAGAAGGCCAGGUGUGAGUCACGGCAAGAGCUCUCUGUAGCGGCACAGGGAGCCUGCCGAGGCCCCACCUUCACUCCACUGCUGCCCGUGGCCCCCUCACACUGUGCCCAGAUGCCCUAUGGCUGCUGCCAGGACAAUAUCACUGCAGCCCGGGGCGUGGGCCUGGCUGGCUGUCCCAGUGCCUGCCAGUGCAACCCCCAUGGCUCCUACGGUGGCACCUGUGACCCAGUCACAGGCCAGUGCUCCUGCCGCCCAGGUGUGGGGGGCCUCAGGUGUGAUCGCUGUGAGCCUGGCUUCUGGAACUUUCGAGGCAUCGUCACCGAUGGCCGGAGUGGCUGUACACCCUGCAGCUGUGAUCCCCAGGGCGCCGUGCGGGAUGACUGUGAGCAGAUGACUGGGCUGUGCUCCUGUAAGCCCGGGGUGGCUGGACCCAAGUGUGGGCAGUGUCCAGAUGGCCGUGCCCUGGGCCCCGCGGGCUGUGAAGCUGAUGCUUCUACGCCUACAACCUGUGCGGAGAUGCGCUGUGAAUUCGGUGCACUGUGCGUGGAGGAGUCUGGCUCAGCCCACUGUGUCUGCCCAAUGCUCACCUGUCCAGAGGCCAAUGUUACCAAGGUCUGUGGGUCAGAUGGAGUCACGUACGGCAAUGAGUGUCAGCUGAAGACCAUCGCCUGCCGCCAGGGCCUGCAAAUCUCCAUCCAGAGCCUGGGCCCGUGCCAGGAGGCUGUUGCUCCCAGCACUCACCCGACAUCUGCCUCCGUGACUGUGACCAGCCCAGGGCUCCUUCCCAGCCAGGCACUGCCGACUCCCCCUGGUGCCCCACCCCCGGCUCCCAGCAGUACCGCACACAGCCAGACCACCCCUCUGCACUCUUCACAACCUCGGACCACCGCCAGCAUCCCCAGGACCACUGUGUGGCCCGUGCUGACUGUACCCCCCACGGCACCCUCCCCUGCACCCAGCCUGGUGGCGUCUGCCUUUGGUGAAUCUGGCAGCGCUGAUGGAAGUGGUGAUGAGGAACUGAGCGGGGACCAGGAGGCCAGUGGGGGUGGCUCUGGGGGGCUCGAGCCCUUCGAGGGCAGCAGCGUGGCAACCCCUGGGCCACCCAUCGAGAGGGCUUCCUGCUACAACUCCCCUUUGGGCUGCUGCUCUGAUGGGAAGACGCCCUCGCUGGACGCAGAGGGCUCCAACUGCCCUGCCACCAAGGUGUUCCAGGGCGUCCUGGAGCUGGAGGGCGUCGAGGGCCAGGAGCUGUUCUACACGCCUGAGAUGGCGGACCCCAAGUCAGAGCUGUUCGGGGAGACAGCCAGGAGUAUUGAGAGCACCCUGGACGACCUCUUCCGGAAUUCAGACGUCAAGAAGGAUUUUCGGAGUGUCCGCUUGCGGGACCUGGGGCCCGGCAAAUCCGUCCGCGCCAUUGUGGAUGUGCACUUUGACCCCACCACAGCCUUCAGGGCACCCGACGUGGCCCGGGCCCUGCUCCGGCAGAUCCAGGUGUCCAGGCGCCGGUCCUUGGGGGUGAGGCGGCCACUGCAGGAGCAUGUGCGAUUUAUGGACUUUGACUGGUUUCCUGCGUUCUUCACGGGAGUCACGUCAGGAGCCAUUGCUGCCGUCGCCACGGCCAGAGCCACCACGGCGUCCCGCCUGCCGUCCUCUGCUGUGACCCCUCGGACCCUGCACCCCAGUCACACAAGCCAGCCUGUUGCCAAGACCACGGCAGCCCCCACCACACGUCGGCCCCCCACCACUGCCCCCAGCCGUGUGCCCGGACGUCGGCCCCCAGCCCCCCAGCAACCUCCAAAGCCCUGUGACUCUCAGCCCUGCUUCCACGGGGGCACCUGCCAGCACCAGGUCUCUGGUGGGGGCUUUACCUGCAGCUGCCCGGCAGGCAGGGGAGGCGCCACCUGUGAGAAGGGCUCCGGCGUGGGCGAGUGCGGGAGCCACCCCUGCCUGCCCAACCCCUGCCGUGGCGGGGCCCCGUGCCAGGCCCUGGAGGCUGGGAGGUUCCACUGCCAGUGCCCGCCCGGCCGCGUCGGACCAACCUGCGCCGAUGAGAAGAGCCCCUGCCAGCCCAACCCCUGCCACGGGGCGGCGCCCUGCCGUGUGCUGCCCGAGGGUGGUGCCCAGUGCGAGUGCCCCCUGGGGCGUGGGGGCACCCUCUGUCAGACAGCCUCGGGUCAGGAUGGCUCUGGGCCUUUCGUGGCUGACUUCAACGGCUUCUCCCAUCUGGAGUUGAGAGGCCUGCACACGUUUGCACGGGACCUGGGGGAGAAGAUGGCGCUGGAGGUCGUGUUCCUGGCACGAGGCCCCAGUGGCCUUUUGCUCUACAACGGGCAAAAGACAGACGGCAAGGGAGACUUCGUGUCGCUGGCACUGCAGGACCGCCGCCUGGAGUUCCGCUACGACCUGGGCAAGGGGGCGGCGGUCAUCAGGAGCAAGGAGCCAGUCACCCUGGGAGCCUGGACCAGGGUCUCACUGGAGCGAAACGGCCGCAAGGGUGCUAUGCGUGUAGGCGACGGCCCCCGCGUGUUGGGGGAGUCCCCGAAGUCCCGCAAGGUUCCGCACACUGUCCUCAACCUGAAGGAGCCGCUCUAUGUAGGGGGAGCUCCUGACUUCAGCAAGCUGGCCCGUGCUGCUGCCGUGUCCUCUGGCUUCAACGGUGCCAUCCAGCUGGUCUCCCUGGGAGGCCGCCAGCUGCUGACCCCGGAGCACGUACUGCGGCAGGUGGACGUCACAUCCUUUGCAGGUCACCCCUGCACCCGGGCCUCAGGCCACCCCUGCCUCAACGGGGCCUCCUGUGUCCCGAGGGAGGCUGCCUAUGUGUGCCUGUGUCCCGGGGGAUUCUCAGGGCCACACUGCGAGAACGGGCUGGUGGAGAAGUCGGCAGGGGACGUGGAUACCCUGGCCUUUGACGGGCGGACCUUCGUCGAGUACCUCAACGCUGUGACCGAGAGCGAACUGGCCAAUGAGAUCCCCGUCCCCGAAACUCUGGAGUCCGGGGCCCUUCACAGCGAGAAGGCACUGCAGAGCAACCAUUUUGAACUGAGCUUGCGCACCGAGGCCACGCAGGGGCUGGUGCUCUGGAGCGGCAAGGCCACGGAGCGGGCGGACUACGUGGCACUGGCCAUUGUGGACGGCCACCUGCAGCUGAGCUACAACCUGGGCUCCCAGCCCGUGGUGCUGCGUUCCACCGUGCCCGUCAACACCAACCGCUGGUUGCGGGUCGUGGCACAUAGGGAGCAGAGGGAAGGUUCCCUGCAGGUGGGUAAUGAGGCCCCUGUGACCGGCUCCUCCCCGCUGGGCGCCACGCAGCUGGACACUGAUGGAGCCCUGUGGCUUGGGGGCCUGCCGGAGCUGCCCGUGGGCCCAGCACUGCCCAAGGCCUAUGGCACAGGCUUCGUGGGCUGCCUGCGGGACGUGGUGGUGGGCCAGCGCCCGCUGCACCUACUGGAGGACGCCAUCACCAAACCAGAGCUGCGGCCCUGCCCCGCCCCAUGAGCUGGCACCAGAGCCCCACGCCCGCUGUAAUUAUUUUCUAUUUUUGUAAACUUGUCGCUUUUUGAUAUGAUUUUCUUGCCUGAGUGUUGGCCGGAGGGACUGCUGGCCCGGCCUCCCUUCCGUCCAGGCAGCCGUGCUGCAGAUAGACCCGGUGCCGAGGGACGGACAGGCGAGGUGGCAGCGUGGAGGGCUUGGCGUGGAUGGCAGCCUCAGGACACACACCUCUGCCUCAGGGUGCUGAGCCCCCCCUUGCACUGCGCCUCCCCCACGGUGUCCCCGCCAGGAAGCAGCCCCGGCCCCUGAAUCACCCUCGCUCUGUCAGGUGGGGCUUGUGUCCCGGAGAGGAAGGGGCUGCUGAGGUCUGAGGGGGCCCUUCCUCCGGGUGCCCCCACAGGGCCUUUCCAAGCCCUCAUUUGAGCUGCUCCUUCCUGUGUGUGCUCUGGGCCAUGGCU